AUGAUCAUUCCGGAGAAGAACCGAAAGGAGAUCUGCAAAUACCUCUUCCAAGAGGGAGUUUGCUAUGCGAAGAAGGACUUUAAUUUGGCAAAGCACCCUGAGAUUGACGUGCCUAAUCUGCAGGUGAUUAAGCUGAUGCAAAGCUUCAAGUCUCGCGAGUACGUGAGGGAGACCUUUGCUUGGAUGCAUUAUUACUGGUUCCUCACUAACGAUGGCAUCGAGUUUCUGAGAACUUACCUUAAUCUUCCUUCCGAAAUUGUUCCUGCAACUUUGAAGAAACAGGCCAAGCCACCUGGCAGGCCCUUUGGUGGCCCAUCUGGUGAUCGCCCUAGGGGUCCACCUCGCUUUGAAGGCGAGCGAAGGUUUGGUGGUGAUCGCGAUGGAUAUCGUGGAGGUCCCCGAGGACCUGGUGGAGAAUUUGGAGGAGACAAGGGAGGAGCCCCAGCUGAUUACAGGCCCUCUUUUGGGGGACCUGGCGGAAGGCCUGGCUUUGGUCGUGGAUCUGGAUCUGGAUCUGGUGGUUUUGGAGCGCCAACCAGCUCAAAUCUUCCUUAA
This is a messenger RNA of Sphenostylis stenocarpa, 555 nucleotides long. NCBI's taxonomy places the organism in Eukaryota, Viridiplantae, Streptophyta, Magnoliopsida, Fabales, Fabaceae. The record is from the annotation of a GenBank genome assembly.